This is a messenger RNA of Nerophis lumbriciformis (worm pipefish), 850 nucleotides long. The record is from RefSeq and is a predicted model, not a curated record. NCBI's taxonomy places the organism in Eukaryota, Metazoa, Chordata, Actinopteri, Syngnathiformes, Syngnathidae.
GCUCCAUUCAAGUUUUAGCAGGUGAGGAGCGGGCAUCAAGUCGACCAAGCAAGAAAGGAUUUGAACUUAAAGAUUUACACCCUAAAAGCGGAAAAAGGAUCUUUCCGCGGUUUGAACCUUUCUAUUUCACACCAUGAACAUCAAGACCGGUAAAGGAGACGAUCAGAGUGCCAUGGAUCCUUCAGCAGAUCAAAGUACACAGCAGGGGUAUCAGGAUCAGCCCCCGGCGUAUCCAGGUGUACCCCAACAGUUCACGUACCCGGGCCAUCCCCAAGUUUACCAGGACCAGCCUCAAGUUUACCCGGGCCAGCCUCAAGUUUACCCGGGCCAGCCUCAAGUUUACGUGAGCCAGCCUCAAGUUUACGUGCGCCAGCCUCAAAUUUACGUGGAACAGCCUCAAGUGAACCAGAGCCGGACCACGACCAGUCAGAGCGAAAGCAAAUGCCCCAAAUGUUGCUUGAAGACGCGUGACUGCCUGAUGAGCCCCGAGUGCGGCAGAGCCCUCAACAUCUCCAGCGUCAUCGCCCAGUGCGCUUUGUGUUUUCGCUUUUUCUUUUAAUUUCUAAUAAGAAAACCGACUACCAGGCCAUGCUGACGACUCAGAUCCUCCAACAUCCUGCCAGGAAGAAGACAAAAGAUAACCCAGAAAAACAAAACGCACAAAAAUACAACAAAAUACAUUGGACUCCAAACGCCAUUGUCGAUGAAUACAUGCAAGCUUGCACAUGAAGGAAUGAAUGAUGGCUGUGUCGUAUAUUUAAAAAAAAAUAUUCUUAUAAAUGUAUGGUUGUUUUUGCACGUUGUUGUUUUGUGGUGGAUUAUACUUUGAACAAUAAAAAAAUUAAGAAAA